This is a messenger RNA of Momordica charantia (bitter melon), 1974 nucleotides long. Its product is annotated as putative pectinesterase/pectinesterase inhibitor 24. The record is from RefSeq and is a predicted model, not a curated record. Gene Ontology annotation, molecular function: enzyme inhibitor activity; pectinesterase activity. NCBI's taxonomy places the organism in Eukaryota, Viridiplantae, Streptophyta, Magnoliopsida, Cucurbitales, Cucurbitaceae. Gene Ontology annotation, biological process: cell wall modification.
CACCUUCCCAUCUCACCAAAAACAAGUCUUUGUUUUGCACAGAAGAUCAAGAAGGUGAGGAAUUGAAAGCAUGUCUCUGCUCAGACCUUACGGUAAGGUCGACGAAACCGACCAGCUGAGGCUCGACGCUUCCCGGAGGACCCGGAAGAGGAUUGCUGUCAUUGUGCUGUCCUCUGUUGUUCUUGUUGCUGUUGUUGUUGCUGUUGUGUUUGGGACUAGAAAUGGUUCUAAGGAUGAUGGCAAUGGCAAUGGCAAUGGCAAUUCUGCUCUUUCAAGUUCCAUCAAAGCAGUUUGUGAUGUUACUUUGUAUCCGGAGACGUGUAACUAUGCUUUCGGACCUUUGUCUAACUCGAGCCGCCUCGACCCGGGCCAGAUCUGCAAGCUUUCGGUUCAACUGGCGCUUGGCGAACUGUCGCGAGCAGCCGACUAUGUUUUCAAGCAUGCCAUUACCAAUUCAACUGACAAUAGAACCAAAUUGGCUUUGGAAAGUUGCCAUGAACUUUUGGACUUGGCAUUGGAUCAUUUGAAUAUCUCACUCUCUUCUACUGAAAUUACAUUGCUGAAAGCUGUGGAUGAUCUUAAAACAUGGCUAACUUCGGCUGCUACUUACCAGCAGACGUGCAUUGAAGGCCUCGAGGAAGUCGAUCCGACUUUGAGGAACAGCAUUGCCAAUUACUUGAAGAACUCUACUGAAUUGACAAGCAAUGGCCUUGCCAUUGUGUCAUUCUUUUCGAAAAUUACGGAUUCGCUCAAUCUACGGCGGUUGAUGAGUUAUGAGAAUCAUCAGAGCAGUGCAGAUUGGGCACGCCCGAUACUCCGAAAGCUCGCUCAGCGUGAUCUUAGGAAGCAGGCUGACAUCGUUGUGGCGAAAGACGGUUCGGGGAAGUACAAGACAAUCAGUGCUGCUCUCAAGGCAGUUCCUGACAAGAGCAAGAAGAGCACUGUGAUUUAUGUGAAGAAGGGAACUUACAAGGAGAAUGUUGAAGUUGGGAAGAACAAAUGGAAUGUGGUGAUGAUUGGUGAUGGAAUGAAUGCCACCACUGUAACUGCCAAACUCAAUUUCAUAGAUGGGACUCCAACAUUUUCAUCUGCAACAUUUGCUGCAAAGGGCAAAGGCUUUAUUGCCAUAGACAUGGGUUUCCAGAACAUCGCUGGACCGAGCAAACACCAGGCGGUCGCCCUGAUGUCAACCUCGGACCAAUCGAUCUUCUACCGCUGUAAAAUGGAUGCAUACCAAGACACUCUCUACGCACACUCGAACCGUCAAUUCUACCGCGAAUGCACGGUCGAGGGCACGGUUGAUUUCAUCUUUGGUAACUCAGCAGUAGUUCUGCAGAACUGCACCAUUUUGCCCAAGUUGCCUCUUUUAGGCCAAAAGAACACAAUCACUGCUCAAGGCCGGUUUGAUCCUAACCAAAACACUGGCAUUUCCAUACAAGACUCUUCCAUCACACCAUACGAGAACUUGAAAGCUACCGAAACGUACCUCGGUCGUCCGUGGAAGAACUACUCAACGACGGUAUUCAUGCAGAACUACCUCGGGAGCCUGAUUCAGCCAACUGGGUGGCUGCCAUGGGUAGGAACAUCAGCACCAGACACCAUAUUCUAUGCAGAGUUCCAAAACUAUGGCCCUGGUUCUUCCACAGCCAAAAGGGUCAAAUGGAAGGGUGUGAGGAAUAUUGACAACAAAACUGCCAAAAAGUUCACAGUUUCAUCCUUCAUUGAUGGUAAAGAUUGGAUCUCAAAGGCACAAGUGCCCUUCAAAUCUGGCCUCUGAUAUUCUAUUUGAUCAAGCUUGAGGGAGUUUUCUUUUACUUUUCUCAUUGCCACCAAAUGGCUUCUUUGUUGUUUCUUUUCUGUUUUGUUUCAUAUUGUUGACUUUCUUCUACUUCUUUUAACCAUUUGAUUGAUUGGUAUUGUAAUAAAAACAUAUAGUAAGAAAGUUUUCAUCCCCUUUUGAUGUAAGUGUAAGAU